Messenger RNA from Psammomys obesus (fat sand rat), 1587 nucleotides. It is a transcript of the gene Ginm1, whose product is annotated as glycosylated integral membrane protein 1. Lineage: Eukaryota; Metazoa; Chordata; Mammalia; Rodentia; Muridae. The record is from RefSeq and is a predicted model, not a curated record. The transcript is spliced from 9 exons. Bases 32 to 1072 code for a protein of 346 amino acids.
CUCCCACCGCCCCGCGCGGGUGUUGUCCAAGAUGGCGGGCGCCCUGUCGGCGCCGCUGCCGCUGCGGCUGCUGCUGCUCGUGGCGCUGCCAGCCGCGGGGUGGCUGACCACCAGCGCGCCCGGGCCGCCGUCCACAGCCCCGCAGGAUGGUAUCAGAAUUAAUGUAACGACCAUGAAAGACAAUGGGGAAGUAUCCAAAGAACAGGUUGUUCUUAACGUAACGUAUGAGCGUGGACAGGUAUGUGUAAAUGGCUCACCUGUAAAUAGUGGUGUAACCCGAAUAAGCUGUCGGACAUUGAUAGUGAAGAGUGAAAAUCUGGAAAAUUUGGAGGAGAAAGAAUAUUUUGGAAGCGUCACUGUAAGGAUCUUGGUUCGUGAGUGGCCUCUGACAUCUGGUUCCAGUUCACAGCUAAUUGUCAUUCAAGAAGAGGUAGUAGAGAUUGAUGGAAGACAAGCUCAACAAAAGGAUGUCAUUGAAAUUGACAUUUUAGUGAAGAACCAGAGAAUACUCAGACAUUCAAACUAUUCCCUUCCCUUGGAAGAAAGCAUGCUUUAUUCUAUUUCCCGAGACAGUGACAUCUUAUUUACCCUUCCCAACUUUUCCAAAAAAGUAGGGAGCACCAGUUCACUGCAGACCACUAGCCAUUACCUCACUGGGAAUGUGGAAACAACUGUGGAUGGGAAUGCUUUACCUGGCAAAUUGCCUGAGACUCCGCUGAGAGCAGAGCCUCCGUCUUCAUACAAGUUCUCAGCCUGGGCUGUCUUCAUCCUGUCUUCAUCCCGAGUGCUGGUACUAUCGGUGAUGUGCCAGUGGGUGGAAAAGCUGCAGAGAGCACUGCGGGUUCUGGCCAGCGUGUUCCCAGUGUUCUUCAUGUUUCUGAAUGUCAUGGUGGUUGGAGUUCUGGGCGCAGCAGCAGUUAUAACUGUGCUAAAGGUGCUUUUCCCAGUAUAUGAGAACAAAGGAAUUCUUCAGGUGGAUAAAAUGAAUGCUAUGUACGUGGCACCUAUCAUCUUAUAUUCAGAUGACUCUGAGGAAACAGCAGAAAAACUUAAAGAUAAAACCUGUAUUUAAAACACCAUUUCCAAUUAUGGACACUCUGAAUCAGUCUGUUGUCUCCAGACUUGCCAUUUGAGUACCAUUUUAUUUAAGUUAAUCAGUCAAUGUAUAGAAAUUGCCAAAUUACCAAGACCGUGUGAAAAUCAACCUUUACAGUGCCAAGUUACAGCUCACCUUGUUCCACACAUGUGCCAGCUGCUCAGAAUGAAACAGCCAAAAUGAAACAAAAGGUGAGACAUAAUGCCAAGUGCCAGUCACUUCCAGGUGCCUUUGCUGCAGAAAUUGUAUCUAUUUGAUUACUAUUGUAAGAUUUUAUAAGAAGCACUUUAUGAAAUCCUAAUUUAAAAGCUGACGAAUUUAAUUUUUUUCUACUCAGUACAAUGUGCCUUUAUAUCACAGACAUGACUCAGCAUAAAAAUCACUAAAGUGUAUCAUGACUUAUGCCUGUACCAAAACUGCUUAUCUUGAAUGCACCAGGAUUUAUAAUAGUGACAUGUUCUCACUCUAAAAUAAACCUUUUUUAAGAAAAA